Messenger RNA from Pochonia chlamydosporia 170, 876 nucleotides. Its product is annotated as cell division control protein. The transcript has 2 exons. NCBI's taxonomy places the organism in Eukaryota, Fungi, Ascomycota, Sordariomycetes, Hypocreales, Clavicipitaceae. Bases 1 to 876 code for a protein of 291 amino acids. The record is from RefSeq and is a predicted model, not a curated record.
AUGGAGGCGCUCUUAUCACUAGCCUUUGACAACCUCUCCUCCUACGACGGGCCCAAAGUUCGCAAGGGCUUGCGCCAAGUAGAAGGUCUUUUGGCGCAGAUAUGUCUGUCAGACGGUAGGGCAGCACAGCGCCAAAAGGGUUUUGUGGACGACGAUGGAGACACGCCGAUGAGUCCGCCGAGGAAGGACCUCGCUGAGCUGUCGCAGGAUCCGGCGUUUCGCGAAUUCUUCAAGUUGCAGGAGGGAUUUGAGUGGAAUGUCGCGAUGCGGCUUAUUGGGACGCUGGACCGGCUGAUGGCCAAGGGGAGCGACGGCCAGAACGACUUGUUGAUUUUGAGUGCCCUGGAUUUGAUUCAGGGUGUCUUGUUGCUGCAUCCGCCGAGUAAGAGUUUGUUCUCAAGGGAGCAGAACAUGAAUCUUCUUCUGGACUUACUUGAGCCAUUCAACUGUCCGGCCAUUCAGUCCGCAACGCUUUUGACUCUUGUUGUCGCUCUCAUCGAUACCCCCAGCAACACACGCACUUUCGAGGGCCUCGACGGUCUCCUAACGGUAACUUCGCUCUUCAAAUCGAGAAGCACCUCCCGAGAAGUGAAGCUGAAGCUCGUCGAAUUCCUCUACUGCUACCUGAUGCCUGAAACGCCCUCGAUACCACGGGCGGACCAGCGUGACUCUGUGCCCGCGAUGCUCCAGCGCAGCCCUAGCAAGCUUGCUGGUGCAUUUGCAGCCGAGAGUCGACGUAAACGCACGAACAGCUCUGGCGCGGUGACGUUGACAACGGAAGAGAAGCAGGAACUUCUCAGUCGACACCUUAGCAGCGUUGAGGAUCUAGUGAAGGACCUCAAGAACUGCGCUCCCUUUGGGGGCGUUGUGUGCUGA